This is a messenger RNA of Oxyura jamaicensis (ruddy duck), 1945 nucleotides long. RefSeq lists its product as uncharacterized. The record is from RefSeq and is a predicted model, not a curated record. The transcript is spliced from 3 exons. Lineage: Eukaryota; Metazoa; Chordata; Aves; Anseriformes; Anatidae. Bases 867 to 1802 code for a protein of 311 amino acids.
ACAACUUUCUUAUCAGACUGAGAAAUACAUUUUCAGUUCACAAAGGACCUUUGAGCUUGAAAGCUUUUGUUGAGUCCAUGCCUCCUGGUUGGUGGUGGUAGUUUGUUUCUUUCCAGCCUUCUUCUAUUUGCAGACCCUAAAAUAUUUACGGGAAAGGUGGAGACAACUUUAUAGUGAUUUAUAUCCUCUUUACAACAAUGAAUCCUAUUAGGUCAGCCUGUGGAUCUAAAAACUCUGAAGGAGCAGGGAGAUUAAUACAGGUCUCCAAAUCCUACUUCAUUCUGCUUAGGCAGAACUGGUACUUGACUUCCUCCAACAGUGGAAGUGAUGGGAUUGGAAGUCCUGGCCUCAGGCAAGGCAAAUAUUCCCUUCUAGCCUGAAGGCAGAACUGUACCCAUUGGCAAUAUCCUGUUUGUGGCAGUGUAGCUGUUUGCCAACAUUGAAGGCAGCUUGGUGGAGGCAGUAAGCAGAUAAAGUGUUUUUCCUCACCCUUGCUUAAAAGGACAAAAGGCAGUGGAUCCAUAGAAAAAUACCAGUGCAGAAAAAGUAAAGAUAUGUAUAGUGGAAAGCUUUGAGCAAGCUUCCUGCAAGAACUGCUGCUUUUUCAUCUGCAAUACAAUUCUGGUCCUGCUGAGAGCAGUGAACUUCCCAGCACUGGAAAUCCAAGCAGAGAGGAGCUGGCGUUGGUAGGUCACCAUGUGGAAAAAGUAGGAAUACUUCCUUAAGCACAGAAAUGAGCAGGCUCUUUUCAGAGUGAGAAUUUGCAUGGAAAAUGUAAGAUUCUGUUCCUAACAGCUUUGAAAAUGUUUUCUUAAAAGGCUGCGGAGAGUUUGCGAAGGAAUCGGCUGGAGAAUCUCUUUGAUGAGAUGUAUAAGCAGCUGGGUAGCAGAAAAGGAGAGCUCCUGGAAACCCUCAGUCACAGUGAGGAGCAACAGCUUUCUCAAAUUCAGGCACAGAUACAAAGAUACAAGAGGAGGAAGGAUGUGACCAGCCAUGAUAUACAGGAGCUGGAGGCUCUGAGAGAUCAAAAAGACCCACUACUUUUCACUAAGGUACCUAACAGCCUCUCCCUUUCCAGUGAUACUGCAGCUCUUGAGUUGGUCUUUGCUUGCACUAUGCUAAUUCUGCUUUCAAAAUGUCUUCUGCAGGGUUUGACAAAGAUACAAGCCAGGAUAAGGAAGCCGGUUCCUGAAAAAGCUGCUGUAAAACUGCCAAAGCCACCCAUUAUUUUAGAUGAAUCAACAAAAGAGGCUAUUCUAACACUUUUUCAGCAAUUCAUCUUGGACAUAGACUUCUCGGGUGAAUCAUUACCUGCUCGUGCACAUCUGACUUUUACACCAUGUCAUACACGUGCAUUUCAUGUAGAUGACAAGGAACUCUCUGUAAUCCCCUGCCUUUAUGGACAAAGGACAACGUACACAGAUGAGGACUUCAGGCCCAUUUACAGCACUCAGAGCUUCUCGGAAGGCUGGCACUUCUGGGAGGUGGACACCAGCCACACAACGCACUGGAAGCUGGGGGUCACUCAUCAGACUUUUCAUUGCUACCUGCAAAUGGAUGGCCGUAAUCUCAGUGUGUUCCUAGGCUGUAGUAAGAUUACAGAAAAGGCAGUUACUACAGCUAUCAGCAUGGUCAGGGUAGAGCUGGACUGCAGAAGGAAUACAGUGUCAUUUUGUAACAUGUCCAACAAGGAUGGAGUCCUUGCUAAGAGACAUCAGCUCAUACAGACAGUAAACAUCCCUGCGAGCUAUCCUGUCCAUGCUGAUUUCAGCAUUUCUAGCGGCUACCUGAGACUCCUGUAGAGAUGUGGGAGCAGUGACUUGCAGAAAACGGACUCCACAAUCAGUAAGAUUGUAAAGUAGGUAUGCUUAUUCAGUGCUGUUGUCCUAGUUUUGGUUAGGACAGAGUUAAUUUUCCUCCUAGUAGCUGGUAGGGUGCUGUGUUU